Molecule: messenger RNA, 354 nt
Organism: Penicillium samsonianum
Lineage: Eukaryota; Fungi; Ascomycota; Eurotiomycetes; Eurotiales; Aspergillaceae
Exons: 2
Coding region: 1-354 (117 amino acids)
Source: RefSeq, a predicted model, not a curated record
AUGUCAGACGAAGCGGUGGCAUCUAUUUCGCGUGUCUACUCGAUGCAAGCUCAAUGUUUUACGCUGCACUCAACGACGGUUAUCACACAGCCAUCCAUUGACAUGAUGGGAACGGAGAAUGCUCCCGUAUUUAAUGCCCCAGGCGGCGGCAACGCAAAGAUUUUUGGCCCAGAUGGACGUCAUCUAUCCAAGGAUCUAUCUCCUUGCGAAGAGGGGAUGGUGUUUGCGGAUCUGAAUUUCGAUCUCAUCAUCAAGGAGAAGGCCUUUUUAGACACAUGCGGACACAAUACCAAGCCAGAACUGAUUUGGCUUGGGCGGGACGUUUCAGAGAAGACGCCCGUGCGUGAUAUUUAA